CUAAAGUGGGAUAUUCCAUGAAUCACUCGAAAGCAGCGUUAGGUCUGAUUGACGUUUGUCCUGGGGGCCAUUACGUCACGAGUACGAAAUCUUCCACUGAAGUAGUAAAUUAGUCCGACUCUGGUCAAUGAGAGUAGAAGUGACUUGUAUUGGAUCUCAUGUGGCUGCGUUCAUGUAGUGGUUAUCUGUGGAUGUUGUUAUCAGAGCUACAGGCCGGUUAGUUGCACUCCGAGCAGCAGCAGGUGCAUGCGGAUGGCGAAACAACUCAAACUCUACUCUCUACACACAGCUAAGACAUCGGAAGAUCGUUAAAAAAAUAUUGACGAGUUGGAUAAUACGAGUACCUGGCUCAAGGGAAAGCUUAAGGAUGUCUUUCCCGUCUUUCCCGUUUCGGGAAUAGCACGGAAAACUGCAGGGGUAAAAAGGCAGCGAUCUCGUCCCGUCUUUCCGCACGCAAACAUGGAGAAAGUUAAAAGCUAACUUUAACUUAAACCAACCGAGACUCCAACACUCAUGUGCACUUUAGAAUUGUUGUUCUGACGUAUUUUUUUGGGGGAAAAACAACAAGACGGUGGAUUCAUGGUGAGACUCUAGCACAGAUUGUCAGAAUAUCCCCGGAGAAGAAGAGGCAAUGGAGAAGAAGAGCAAGCCAGCCCACAGGACCCGCUCCCCGGACGGUAGCGCCCGGGACAGGGUGGACAGCGUGGAUCCCUAUGGCUUUCAGCGCUCUAAGGACUUUGAUUACGAGUCAUAUGAGGAGCUCAUGUCUGAGUAUCUGGUGGUGCUGACCCGACGUACAAUCAAGUGGUCCAAACUACUUAAGGGCAAAAGAAGAGUGCAGAAGAAUGUAAAACUAAAGCGCUAUGUACGAAAGGGGAUUCCCAAUGAGCACCGGGCUCUGAUCUGGAUGGCGGCAAGCGGGGCUCUGGACCAGCUAGAGAAGAACCCAGGAUGCUACCAGUCCCUGCUCGGAGCUGAGCACGACCCCAAAUUGGUGGAGACCAUCUGCACAGACUUGAACAGAACAUUUCCAGACAACAUCCAGUUCCGCAAGACGGCCAACCCAUGUAUGCAGAAAGCUCUAUAUAAUGUGCUCUUGGCUUAUGGCCACCACAACCCCGCUGUGGGCUACUGUCAGGGGAUGAACUUCGUAGCCGGGUAUCUACUUAUCAUUACAAAAGAUGAAGAGAAGUCCUUCUGGUUGAUGGAUGCACUACUUGGUAGAAUUUUACCAGACUACUACAGUCCUGCCAUGAUGGGGCUGAAAACUGACCAGGAAGUGUUGGGGGAACUGGUGAAAGUUAAAAUCCCCGGAGUGUGGCAGACCAUGAUGGAUCAUAAUGUCAUGUGGAGCCUCGUGGUGUCACGAUGGUUCAUCUGUCUUUACAUCGACGUCCUGCCAGUAGAGACAGUUCUGCGGAUCUGGGACUGCCUGUUCUACGAGGGUUCCAAAAUCCUGUUCCGCGUGGCCCUGACCCUGAUCCACCACCACCAGGCUCUGCUUCAGCAGGCCCAGUCACUGCCGGACGUCUGCCAGAACUUUAAGCAGAUCACCCACGGCCCAUUUGUUGAGGAAUGUCACACUUUCUUGCAGAAAAUCUUCACAGAACCAGGAAGUCUCUCCAUGGCAACCUUGAGUAAACUGCGGGCGACAUGUCGAACUCGCAUCAGUGCAGAAGAAUACUGACCCAACAACCUGUUGCUCCGAUUUCAAUACACAUUCCACUGGGAUGAGCCCCAGUCCGCUCGUUUGCACCUUCUUCUUUUUUACUGACACAUGAAUGUCACAGCGACUCUCACAUGCUGUUGAAAUUUUGUCAUAUUUAAGACAAUUCUACAGCCUAAGUGUAAUUAUGUUGAGUUAGCGAUCUGAUGUAUGAGCUGAGUAUUCCUUUGGGAGUUAACUUGUAGUUGCUUGCUUUUAUUAAAUGAUGCACUUUGCUCUAGAAAGACACUGUAGAGAAAAAAAAGCUGCAGGUCAGAUAAAUAAUGUGUCGGCCUAUUGUAUUUCAAAUUGAUGUUAAAUGAAGACUGACAAUCGAAUGCUGUAACUGAGAGUGAUGCUGGUUUUAUGGCAGAAAUCAUUUUUCAAGCAUUUCAAAAUCUAAAAAAUUGAUUAUUGUGCAAUAUUUGAGCAAAUGUCAUAGCAAGCAUAAUUGAAGUGUACUAUAAGGAAAUGAUCGAAGCUUAACUAGGAAAAAGCUGCUCUUUUUUUGGACGAAGGGGUUUCCUGUUUGUUCUAUGCUGGGUUAUUAUCCUUAACUAACACGAAAAUAAGCAGUUAAUGUUGAAUCAAUUUGUGAUAUUGAACCACAACAGAUGAACAUAUUUGACAUUCCAUGAGAUGCUGAUAUUGCCUCACAACCAAUCCCUGAUCUGGAUGCUGUUUAGUCUUGUAGAAUUAAAUGACAAGACCAUGAUUUAUAUUGUAUUAGAUCAGAUGUCAUUUAACCAAGCAAUUCCUCUCAGGUGGUAUUGUGCUAUUCCAAAAGAUUCAAAUAUUAUGGCCAUUCCUACAGUUUUCCAACCCAUAUAUAUUUUUGUAUGUAUGUCACAUACUUCUGAGACAUUAACCUGGCUCCAACCAAACCAAGCCUUUGUAGGAAAAGUGAAACUCUGAAAACGCAAUUAAACCAAAAUAAAAACAAAAUUCAAAUCUGUGA
Messenger RNA from Eleginops maclovinus (Patagonian blennie), 2663 nucleotides. RefSeq names its product growth hormone-regulated TBC protein 1-A-like. Bases 632 to 1687 code for a protein of 351 amino acids. The record is from RefSeq and is a predicted model, not a curated record. NCBI's taxonomy places the organism in Eukaryota, Metazoa, Chordata, Actinopteri, Perciformes, Eleginopidae. The transcript is spliced from 8 exons.